Molecule: messenger RNA, 1445 nt
Organism: Impatiens glandulifera
Lineage: Eukaryota; Viridiplantae; Streptophyta; Magnoliopsida; Ericales; Balsaminaceae
Product: E3 ubiquitin-protein ligase PUB24-like
Exons: 1
Coding region: 12-1250 (412 amino acids)
Biological process (GO): protein ubiquitination
Molecular function (GO): ubiquitin protein ligase activity
Source: RefSeq, a predicted model, not a curated record
UUCUCCUCUCCAUGGAAGACCUAGAGGUACCACAAUAUUUCAUCUGCCCAAUCUCUCUUGAAAUCAUGAAGGAUCCCGUCACGACCAUAUCGGGCAUAACCUACGAUCGUGAGAGCAUCGAGCAAUGGUUCGAAACCACCACCAAAGAAUUAUCGACUUGUCCGGUCACAAAACAAGUGCUUCCUCGAGACACCGAUCUCACUCCCAACCACACGCUAAGGCGGUUGAUCCAAGCUUGGUGCGUAGUCAAUGCCAUACAUGGUGUUGAGCGAAUACCAACCCCGAGAUCCCCACUUUGUAAGUCUAUUAUUAACAAGCUCGUCCGCGAUCUCAAUGUUUCGAAUUUGUACUUUGUCACUUUGAAAAAGAUGGAGGAAUUCGCGAAAGAUAAUGAGAGGAACCGGGCAAUCAUGCUUGAUGCCGGCGUAGUCAAGGCCAUGGUUAUGUUGUUGAUGAAAUUUAGUAAAGAGAGGAUAACUAAUGGUAUCUCGGAGGUGUUAAAGAUACUCCACCUUGUUUGGAGUCCAACCACGGAAAACAAACAACUAGUUCGCGAAAACCACGAUUUUAUAGAUUCUCUAGUAUGGGUAAUGAGAGUCCACGGCUUUGAUAAACGAGGUUGUGAAGUGAGCUCAAAUGCUAUGUUGGUUCUCAAGUCGGUUAUAGAAGUCGCGAGUACAAAUCUCUUGGAGAGAUUGAAACUCGACUUCUUUAUCCAAAUUGUGAAAAUAUUGAGAGUUGGAUCAACAACAACUUUGCAUGCUCUAAAAGCAGUGUUACAGAUCUUGAUAGAAGUUUCUCCGUGGGGGAGAAACAGGUUAAAGAUUAUCGAGUCACGAACCGUCUUUGACCUAAUUGAGCUGGAGCUCAACCAUAAUCCUGAUACGAGAACCACCGAGCUUGUGUUUUGUUUGUUGGCUCAAUUGUGCUCUUGCGCGGAUGGCAGGGCUCAGCUUCUCGAGCAUGGCGCCGGUUUGGCUAUGGUAGCCAAAAGAACACUUAGGGUUUCCUUGGGGACGGAUGAUCGAUCGAUACACAUACUUUCUUUGGUGGCGAAAUUCUCGGCUUCGAGUGAGGUUUUGAUGGAGAUGCUUAGGGUUGGGGCAGUUUCAAAGCUUUGCAUGGUUCUUCAAGCGGAUACUACAAAAUUCUUGAAGAGCAAGGCAAGAGAGGUGCUUAGAUUGCAUUCUAAGGUUUGGAAUAACUCCCCUUGUAUUGCUGUAUAUCUCAUGACAAGAGACCCUAGGUAAAUCAUUAAGUUCAUGAUCAUUUAUGCAAACAUUUAAACAUGUUUUUUUUGGGUUGAAAUGGUCAUUUUUUUGGUUGUGAUGGAAAGGUAUCGGAAAAAAAAAUAUGAGAUUGUGGGUCGCCUCCAUUCCGAGGGUCACAAGUAACAUCAAUUAUUAUCGGCUUGAAAACAUAAUAUUGGUUCAUGGGUUACGCCA